Molecule: messenger RNA, 2486 nt
Organism: Maylandia zebra (zebra mbuna)
Lineage: Eukaryota; Metazoa; Chordata; Actinopteri; Cichliformes; Cichlidae
Product: rhomboid-related protein 4
Cellular component (GO): membrane
Molecular function (GO): serine-type endopeptidase activity
Source: RefSeq, a predicted model, not a curated record
GUGACCUCUGACGUUUACACAGCGCCAACUUGUCGAGUUGUUACUGGUAAAUGCUAGAAAUGAUGAAAUAUCUAGUAAUACGUUUUGCUGACGUUUGAUUAAGAGUUAUAUAAGUGAAACUUUAUGUUUUUUAUCAGGGUUAAAUUGUGCUCACCUGGUUAAACACCGGGCUGACGUUAAAGUUUGCGGUAGCGAAAGUAACUGAACGAGGAAGCGUUUCCAACGAUUGUCAGCGCUGACACCCAACACUUCCUUAUUAAUACAACUAAUAGUCUAGUAGAGGGAGUUUCCGUGCAUCCGAGUCUUUCAAAGCUGAUACUUAGAGAUUGUGUUAUUUUCAGUAUGCGAAACAGACAGAGGGGAUCCCAGCUGGGCUUGCUGCUCCUUGCCUCCCAGGUGUUUCAAUUGGGUCUGAACAAUAUCCCUCCCAUCACUCUGGCUGUCCUGGCUCUCAAUGUGUACCUUUACCUAUUCCCUGCUGCCCCACUGUUUCAGGCCUGUGUUAGUGUGCAGCAGGCCUACUGGUUUAAAGACUGGCGCAGACUCCUGCUGUCCCCACUGCACCAUGCAGACGACUGGCAUCUUUACUUCAACAUGGUGUCCUUCCUCUGGAAAGGUAGAAGGCUGGAGCAACGGCUGGGUGGGCCCUGGUUCCUUUACCUGCUCUCAGUGUUCUCUCUGCUUACUGGACUGGUCUAUCUAGUGUUGGAGGCGUUGCUAACAGAGCUCAUGCAGGACCAGUCGUACAGCAUGGCGUGUGCUGUUGGCUUCUCAGGUGUCCUGUUUGCUUUGAAGGUACUCAAUAACCAUUACUACCCCGGAAGUGUGACCUAUGUGAUGGGAUUAUCUGUGUCUAGUCGCUAUGCUAGCUGGGUAGAGCUGGUGCUUAUCCACAUAACAUCACCCGGGACCUCUUUUGUUGGUCACCUGUCAGGGAUCCUGGUAGGUCUCCUCUACACCACCGGACCACUGAAGAAAAUCAUGAAGAAAUGUGCAGGGUUUGUGACAUCGAAUGGAUAUAACUCACAGCCCGGUGCCUACUACAGAUCUUCGGGCUACUCGGGCUACACUGGCACUGGUAGAGGACUCUCAGGAAACUAUCAGUAUGCACCAGGUUACACAGCAGAUGCAUCUUAUACAGGUGGACUGACAGAGGAGGAGCAGUUAGAGGAAGCCAUCAGAAACAGCCUGAAUGACAGAGGUCAAACCCGGCAGAGAGGAGCCCCCCCUCCUUAUGGUUUCCACCUCUCCGAAGAUGCCAGAGCUGAGCAAAUCAGGCAAAUGAGACUGAGGAGGUUUGACAGAUGAAUGAAACAGCGGCAAGGAAGAAGAAUUUUUUACUGAAAAGUUCCAAAUAUUGCAACUACAAGCUGAGGAUGAGUGUCCUGAAUAAGAAGAUCCAAAAUCACAGGCUGACAUAUUUAAGAGGUCUUUGUUGUGUGGCGCUUUUUGUUAAGGUGGCACUAAAAUGAAUUAAUGUCACCUAUGGAAAAUGGCUGUGAUGCUUUAUAAGAGUUCAAAGGCUAAUGAGCAGUUUUUGAUCUGUCUGAUGACGCUGAAGACAACUUUAGAUGCACGUCGGUAGCAGAGAUUAAAGGUAAUAUUAGUUUUGAAGUAGGUAGCAGACAUGGUAUUAAAAAUGCUGUUUAAUGCUGCUUUACGUCUAUACUUGAGUUGGAGAACUGCAACAAGUCUUACUUAAACACCACUAUAUUUACUCCAGUCGGCUAGUGUUCUUUUUUUCACACAAGCAAUAAAGACGAGACAAGGUUUUGUUUAAAUGGCUACAAAAUGUUUACUGUGAUAUUUCAGCAUAUGUUCAUCAACUUAGAGAUCCAACGACAAGACAAUAGAAUCAGAGCUAUUAUCCGUGUGCUCCAAACUUCGGAAAGCCGUGAUUGUAAAUUCUAAGAGUCUGGAUGAUGAAAUCCACUGACAUCUGAAACAUAAUGUUGCAGGAGCUAUCCUGGAGGUGAGCAAGACUUCUGAUCUCAGUAAGCCUCUACUUGUAUUACUCAACUACAAAAGGCAAAAAUGAAGCUGGUAUUAAAUUUUAAAUUAUGUCUUUUUUUUAAUUUCCCCUAAGAUCCCUUUAAAUUUUUAACAGGCCAGUAUUUUCAAGAAAGUUCAGCAAAGUUCAGCAAAAGAUAUGAACAAUGUGCUCAUGAUGCAUUCGCUCUUCAGUAAAGUUUACUGGUUAUGUCAUGUUUAAGUUCAAGUCAUUUAUCAUUAGAUUGCAAAAAUAUGCCACAUUGGGCCAAAAGUUUCUAAAUUCUUCUUGAUGUUUUUGCUUUCUUUUUUGUUUUCUUGAAGUUUAUAAAUGUUAUAAAUGUUGCUUUUUGGUGCACAAAACAUCUGUUUUCAUGAAUGCUCAGUAUGUCUUUGCAGUCGUACAUUUAUUUACACAUACUGCUCAUUCACUCUUUUGAGUUGAAAUAAUCCAUGUAUACCUACAGCCGAAUUACAUCAUGUAUUAAAUAUUUUUA